This is a messenger RNA of Rhododendron vialii, 1497 nucleotides long. RefSeq names its product jasmonate-induced oxygenase 2-like. The transcript is spliced from 4 exons. The record is from RefSeq and is a predicted model, not a curated record. NCBI's taxonomy places the organism in Eukaryota, Viridiplantae, Streptophyta, Magnoliopsida, Ericales, Ericaceae. Bases 257 to 1282 code for a protein of 341 amino acids. Gene Ontology annotation, molecular function: dioxygenase activity.
UACGCCAUGCAUGACAAAAUCCUAGAAACAGAAAUGGUGCAAGCUGGCUUUGACUAGUUUCCCUUCCCCCUUAUCUCUAAUGUGGUACCAAAACUAGUCCAAAUUCAGUCCCACUUUUGUUCUAUAUAUAUCACUGUCAGAUCAAAUACUAGCAUUUGAAACAUUAACUCAAUCCUUCAAAACAAAUUAUUUCAGCAAAACCCAAAACAGAGAAAUUACUAACGAGCUAGCUAGGUGCAUCUUCCAAUCCAUAACAAUGGUGGAUGUAGUGGAUUCAGCUUAUCCCAAGCAUGCCAUAUUCACCGAGGCCGAAAACAUACCGUUGAUCGAUCUCUCGGCCGAAUCGAACCUUUUAGCUGAGAUAAGGGAUGCAUGCAAGGAAUGGGGAUUCUUCCAACUUGUCAACCAUGGAGCCUCUCUAGAAUUGCUCCGCAAUAUCAAGUCGGCGGCGAGAGAGUUCUUUGCACAGUCCAAGGAGGAAAAAGGAAAGGUGAAGAGGGAUGAAGUAAACCCAUUGGGUUACUACGACUCUGAACAUACAAAGAACGUUAGGGACUGGAAAGAGGUGUUUGAUCUUGCCGUUGAGAGUCCAAUAGUGAUGCCGGUUUCCCAUGAUCCCAACGACAAGGAGCUCAUGGAGAUGCAUAAUCGGUGGCCGGAAUACCCUCCUAAUUUCCGGGAGGCAUGCCAAGAAUACGCUCUUGAAGUGAAAAACCUAGCUUUCAAGCUAUUGCAACUCAUUUCCAUGAGCUUAGGAUUGCCAGAAAACCAUUUGGAUGGCUUCUUCAAAGAUCACGCAAGCCUUGUCAGGAUCAAUCACUAUCCGCCCUGCCCAACCCCUGACGUCGCUCUUGGCGUCGGUCCGCACAAGGAUUCCGUUGGUUUAACCAUUUUGGCUCAAGACGACGUGGGAGGAUUGGAAGUGAAGCGGAAAGCAGAUGGGGCGUGGAUUCGAGUUGAACCCAUCCCUGAUGCCUAUAUUGUUAAUCUUGGUGCCAUUAUGCAGGCUUGGACCAAUGACAGGUAUGAGAGUGUGGAGCACAGGGCCAUAGUGAACUCUGAGAGGGAGAGGUUUUCAAUUGGAUUCUUCUUCAACCCAGCACACCAUGUCAAUGUAGAGCCCCUGAGAAAGCUGAUAGAUCACCAGAAGAACCCAGCAAAGUACAAGCCGUUCAACUGGGGAAAGUUUGUUGCCACUAGAAGGCGCAGUAAUUUCAAGAAGUUAGAUGUCGAAAACCUCCAAGUUUCUGAUUUCAAGAUUAAUGCGGCAGGGUUGGCCUAAAAUUAGCUGGCCAUUUCUUAAUGGUGAGAGAAGAGAUAGCACUAGUGUUGCAUAUGUACGUACACCUGUAACGAUCGAUCCCGUGAGUCCGUGACCAGACUAUAAAUAAAAAUAAGAGGUCCGAAGAAUAAACGGAUGCGUCUAGUUGUAUGAUUGCUUAUGCAUGUACGACUAUUAGCUAGCUUUCUUAUAGUAAUAAGAUGGCGUGUUGGAUA